AUUGUCCUGAUGUAAAUGUCUAGGUGGUUUCUACAUGUACAUCGAGGGUGAUAGUGCUAGUUAUGGUGACACGGCACGUAUCAUCAGUUCAGAGUGCACUGACAUUCAAAAUCAGUGUCUUCAGUUUUGGUACCACAUGUACGGUUCCGGUAACACCAUGGGACUGAGCGUCUACCAUCUGCAGGGAAAUGUGGCCAAAGAGGUGUGGAAGAAGAGAGAAAACCAGGGAGACAUGUGGUACCGUGCACGGGUGGACCUGACACCAACAGGGAAGUUUCAGGUCAGUGAAGGUUUGAGGAUUACAUAAAAAUAAACAAAAUAAUGCUCCCAUCAGUGAUGUU
Molecule: messenger RNA, 341 nt
Organism: Misgurnus anguillicaudatus (oriental weatherfish)
Lineage: Eukaryota; Metazoa; Chordata; Actinopteri; Cypriniformes; Cobitidae
Source: RefSeq, a predicted model, not a curated record